UAAUAAUAGUAAAGCAUUAAAAAAAUUAUUACCCAGUUUAGAUAAUUGGAUAGUAUUAGAAGAACUAAUUUUGUUGCUUCAACCUUUUGCUGAUGCAAUAAAUCUUACAUCAAGUAAUAUAUAUUCAACUCUUUUGCUAUGUUAUCCAACUUUAUUUUGCUUAAGG
This is a messenger RNA of Racocetra persica, 166 nucleotides long. NCBI's taxonomy places the organism in Eukaryota, Fungi, Glomeromycota, Glomeromycetes, Diversisporales, Gigasporaceae. The record is from the annotation of a GenBank genome assembly.